GCCUAACGUACAUUCUUGCAUGCUCUGUAUUUGAGCCAAUGGCUUCUAACAAAGAUCAAGACCAGCGGCCAAAGCCGAGUAGUUUCCGCUCUAUCAUUGCGGGCUCUACAGCCGGAGCUGUUGAAGUUGCUAUAACAUAUCCCGCAGAAUUUGCAAAAACACGAACCCAACUCAAUCGCCGAUUACCUGAUGCUGGAAAACUGCCCUGGCCGCCAUUCGGUAAGCAGUGGUAUGCUGGAUGUACGACACUGAUUAUUGGGAAUUCGUUGAAGGCUGGAAUUCGCUUCGUCGCAUUCGAUAAAUUCAAAACACUGCUUCAAGAUGAGAAUGGGAAUAUCUCAGGACCGAGAACUGUCAUUGCUGGAUUCGGUGCCGGGUUUACAGAGUCUAUUCUCGCCGUGACGCCGUUUGAGAGUAUCAAGACUCAACUGAUUGACGACCGCAAAUCCGCAAAUCCACGCAUGCGAGGUUUUCUUCACGGCAGUAAAAUCAUUGCCCAGGAACGUGGAAUAAGAGGUUUCCUUCAAGGUCUCGUACCGACUACAGCACGACAAGCCGCGAAUUCAGCGGUGCGGUUCUCGAGUUAUACCACUAUUAAGCAGUUUGUGCAGGGAUAUGCUGCGCCGGGAGAGAAGUUGGGUGUUCUUAGUACUUUUGCGAUUGGUGGUGCUGCCGGGGUCAUUACUGUAUAUGCCACACAACCACUUGAUACUGUGAAGACGAGAAUGCAAUCUCUGGAAGCGAGAAGAAACUACAAGAAUAGUUUCGCGUGCUUCUCACAAAUUAUCAAAAACGAGGGUGUCUUGACUCUUUGGUCUGGAGCAUUACCACGUCUUGCGCGACUGAUUCUGAGCGGAGGAAUUGUGUUUACCAUGUACGAGAAGACGAUGGAAGGGUUGGAUAAAUUGGACCCUGAACGAAAAUACAUCUAAUACCAAGCAAUGCCAAUAUUCAACAAGUCUUUACAGCCCAUUGACUAAUAUAGAAUGUAUUAUACAUCUAUGAUCUUACUAAUAUACAAGACUAGCGUCAUAAAAUCUACAAGCUUCGAGAAUUAUUCUCCUUCUCCGCUUCCUCUAUCAUCAUCAUCUGUACAUCCCGAUCAACAAGCCAUGUGCGGACACUAUCCAUAACAGUCUCCAAUCCAUGGCCACCAUCAAGCACACUGU
Molecule: messenger RNA, 1169 nt
Organism: Talaromyces stipitatus ATCC 10500
Lineage: Eukaryota; Fungi; Ascomycota; Eurotiomycetes; Eurotiales; Trichocomaceae
Product: mitochondrial tricarboxylate transporter (Ctp), putative
Exons: 9
Coding region: 39-932 (297 amino acids)
Biological process (GO): mitochondrial citrate transmembrane transport
Source: RefSeq, a predicted model, not a curated record